UGUGCAGACGCGGGAAAAAUACGAAAUGGAGUGGGAAAAGUGGGAAUGUGGGAAUGAGAAGCAUGGAAAGGGAAGGAAUAAGUCGCGCAGCUUCGCAUUUCGCAUAUCGCGAAGACUACAGCACUAUGCUUACCUACGUAGCCUACCAAUAACAAAUAAAAUAACGUAGAUUAAAGGAAAUAACGUAUAUCGGAGAUCAUAAAAGAGUUUAACCUCCCUUAAAAUUGAAUGUCCAAAGGAGAAAUGGAUUCCUUAAUAGAUCGAAAUUUGUACGAUUUUAUUGGUGUAACAAAUACAGCCACGACCCAAGAAAUUAAAAAAGCAUAUCGCAAGAAAGCCUUGUCUUGUCAUCCCGACAAAAAUCCGAACAAUCCAAAAGCAAAAGAGUUAUUUCAUGAUUUAUCACGAGCAUUAGAAAUUCUUAUAGAUUCUUCUGCCCGGGCAGCUUACGACAAAGUUAUUAAUGCCAAGCAUCUGGCAACAUUACGGACUAAAGAGUUAGAUGCCAAACGCAGGAAAUUGAAAGAAGAUUUAGAAGCACGAGAAGAUGCCUAUAAACAAUCUUUAUAUUCAAAAUAUUCUACAAACAAUGACGAAUGUAAAUUACGGGCUGAAAUAGAAAGGCUUCGGAAGGAAGGAUCUAAGCAGGUGGAAGAGGAAAUAGCACUUAUGAAACAAAAAAUUGAACAAGAAUCGAAAAAUUUGCGGGAAUCUGUUGACGUUGACAGUGAUUCUUUCAAAAUUAAAAUUAAAUGGAAAACUAAUAAAAACACUUUGAACAAUAGUAUAUACAACUAUGAUACGUUGCAUAGAAUAUUUUCAAAGUACGGUGAUAUAGCAACUCUUAUCCUUUCAUCGUCAAGGGAAGGCAGAGCAUUAGUUGAAUACCGAAAUAGGAAUGAGGCUGAGAUGGCCUUGAACCUAGAAGUUGGUUUAAUGGAAAACCCACUGAAACUUCAGAAAUUGUGGGAUGUAGCAAAACAAUCGAAUUACAAAGAGAUUGGAUCGGUUGACGCCAUUAAUGAUUUUGCAGAAUCCAAGAUAAAUACAAGUAAAAUGUCCGAUGCAGAAUUUGAACGCACUGUGUUGAAUAAUCUUAGAAGAGCUGAGGAACAAAAAAGGCACAUAAAAACGUCAAUUUCGAAGGAAGCCACUUAAUAAAUAAAUUCGUAGGCAACGGUUAUACUGCUUUCCUAGAUUUAUUUAUUAUAUGUUUAAGAGUAUGUACCGAAGUGCUCAAAUUAUAAUAAAGAAUGUUAUUUAUA
This is a messenger RNA of Megalopta genalis, 1265 nucleotides long. Its product is annotated as dnaJ homolog subfamily C member 17. Gene Ontology annotation, cellular component: spliceosomal complex. NCBI's taxonomy places the organism in Eukaryota, Metazoa, Arthropoda, Insecta, Hymenoptera, Halictidae. Gene Ontology annotation, biological process: spliceosomal complex disassembly. The record is from RefSeq and is a predicted model, not a curated record. Gene Ontology annotation, molecular function: RNA binding.